AUGUCACCCAAGCGCACAGGCUCGCCAGAAGACUGGGAUCUCACACUUCCAAUGAUAAAACGCAUCAGAAGUAUGGACUAUGACUACAUUCCAUCUGAACCAUCUCCGAAGACAUUAGUUGCGGAUCUUGACCCCUCUGGUAUUGGGUCAGACAACUCAGACGAAAGGAUUACUGCAUCUUCUUUUGAACUACUAGGUCAGAGGACAACAUCUUCUAUGCCGGCUGGUCCUGAUCAUUUUGAGACUCCCAGGAAACGCGGGAGGACACUUUCCGCUACUGCUCUGCGCCUUUCCCUUAGAGACAAUCGGGAUCGUGGCUUAGGCUCUCCAGAGAGGGAUGUCGAUCAGUCUUCCUCAAAAGCAAGCUCUCCUACAGGCUCCGUAUCCAGCAUAUUAUCGAGCACGAGAAACAGAAAUAGGAGAAGAAGAGCGAGCGAAGAAGCCGAGCCGUAUGUCGAUGAGAAGAGUGACAAUUCGGAUAUUGAUGAAGAAUUCACUCCAAAAGCGUGGCAAAUACGACAGCAGGAACGGGAUGAAGUCAUGUACCUGCUCACCAGAGAGAAAGCAAGACGCUUGGCUACAACUGAGAAAGUUCUGGAGGAUUCUAAGAUGGGUGAAGAGGAGAAGAACUUAUAUCUGGACCUUGCACUUCGCGGUUGCAAACCAGUGAUGGCCAGAUCCUGGAAAAAGGAUUUCACCACUCUCCCGGAAUCUCUGUUUCCCUCUGACGAAGCCGGCUCCAAGGAAUGCGGGUUCACUUUCCAGGUUCAGAAGGGAUCCAACUUCUAUGCUAUCACUGCACUGCAUGAUCUUCUCCAAGUCCCGGGGCGGGUCCGUGACUGCAGAUAUUUAACAGUACGACCCCAAUUUCUAAUCAAAAAGGCGAUUAGAAAAUAUUUUCGAUGGGCUAUCUACGACGCUGGUUUGAAAGUCACCAGGAGAACAAAACCUGUGUAUACCAUCUAUGCCCAAAAACCUGGCGAGACGACGCUUACCGCUGUCACGAUCGUGACUCGGAAGCUAGAAAAACUGGCUAGAAUCCAACAGGCCCUGCAUGAUGGCCCCGGACAGAAAUAUUGGCCAACUUUAGUCGGUUUCUGCUUGUGUGGGUCCAUUGUUGCCUUGAUAACGCUUGACUCCAACCCCAAUACUAUCCCCUGGUCAGAGGACAAGGAUUAUAACACUCGAACCAAGUACAUGGGCAUCUUCGAUAUGGGGGAGGUAAACCAGGACGUUUGGAACUCCCUUGCAAUUGCCAUUGCAAUCAUUCAUGUAAGACAGACGAUGAAUUGCCUUGCUACUCACUACAAAGGAGUGAUGGUUCCCCGUUGGCGUGAUAUAAAUGAGGUUGAGGUUGACGAGGACAGAUGA
Penicillium macrosclerotiorum is the source of this 1371-nucleotide messenger RNA. RefSeq lists its product as uncharacterized. NCBI's taxonomy places the organism in Eukaryota, Fungi, Ascomycota, Eurotiomycetes, Eurotiales, Aspergillaceae. The transcript has a single exon. Bases 1 to 1371 code for a protein of 456 amino acids. The record is from RefSeq and is a predicted model, not a curated record.